AUGAGUGAAAUAGCAGUUGAUGAGACUACGACUGGUAUCGUAGUUGAUACUAAGAAGGAUAAUGGAGAUAAUGAGAAGGAUAAUGGUGACAAUGAGAAGGAUAAUGGUGAUGUACCAGUGGUAGAUGAGAUAUCUCCAAUUCCAUGUAAACUCUCAACUCAAGAGCACCUGAAUAUCUGGAUAUACAGGCUGAAAAUGAAGAUAAUCAUCGCAUUCACAGUGGUCGUCCUCCUUCUGGCCCUCUUCAUCCCACUGCUUCUCAAUUCCAGGGCCAAGGCAGCCGCACCAAAGAGGUUCAAGGAGAAGCUCUACUGCGAGGACAUCCUGCAGCAGAUGUUCAAGGAGGAUGCCUCGUUCACGUUUGAGCCAAAGAUGGGCGACUACUUCAAGACCACGAAGUACUUCGGAAAGAGCAAGCUUCUGAAUGGAUUCGUGGACGAACUCAUUCUCAAGACGCACCUGUGCAUGACAAAGACACAAGACGACUGUAAACACUACUUCAGGGCAGAAGACAUGCACUCGUUCUUCCUGGGGCCAUCUGGAACAGGAAAGACGCAAUUUAUCAAGCGAGUUGCAUUUGACCUGGACGUGCGACUGAAGCUGAUUCACAGGGCAGUGAGCAGCGGCCAGGCCCACGACAGUGUCGGCGAGACCGACUACUUCAAGCUGCCUCUCGACGAGAGAAGGGCACUCGAUGCGAUGCCAUCGCGUGUCCGCUACUUCGCAAUCACGCCUUCUGAACUCAUGGACAAGUAUAUUGGAAAUAGUGAGGCACUUCUGAAGGCACUCUUUGACAGGGCCAUGGAGCAGAAUGGGGCCUAUACGGCCACCAUCGUCCUCUUUGACGAGGCAGAGGCGAUAUUUCCGAAACGAAGUGACAGCGACAACGGCUUCUCCAUCAAGAACAGCCUUCUUUCUGAGUUUCUGUCUCAGUUCAACCGUCUCAAUGAUACAAUAUGGCCAGUCUUUCUGGUAGCAAUCACAAACCAGUGGCUUCGAAUUGACUCGGCCAUAAAGAGGAGAUUCUUCAACCACACGCACUUCAAGAUGCCUACGGUUGACGAGUUGACUGCCAUUCUGGAGAAUAUGGUCGAUUCCAAGUUGUAUACAGGUGCUCAAAAGCAAGCUAUUAUCAAUUUAUGCAAGGAAAAUGUGUCCCAUUCUACGAUGGUAGGAAAGUUGUCUGAGAAUACGGUACGAGACAACGAUGGAAAUGUGACUGGAUUCGAUUUUACUGGAUUCACCAAUGCGAUUACAGCAAAUAAGGAGGCAACUGCACUGGAAGAUGAAGAGGAGUGCUACUCCGACGAAGAUGAGGAGGCAGCUGAGGCUGGUGGUGGACAGAGUUAA
Messenger RNA from Enterospora canceri, 1350 nucleotides. The record is from the annotation of a GenBank genome assembly. Lineage: Eukaryota; Fungi; Microsporidia; Enterocytozoonidae.